Anguilla anguilla (European eel) is the source of this 2177-nucleotide messenger RNA. It is a transcript of the gene txlnbb, whose product is annotated as taxilin beta b. The record is from RefSeq and is a predicted model, not a curated record. NCBI's taxonomy places the organism in Eukaryota, Metazoa, Chordata, Actinopteri, Anguilliformes, Anguillidae. The coding region runs from base 107 to 1744 and encodes 545 amino acids. The transcript is spliced from 10 exons. Gene Ontology annotation, molecular function: syntaxin binding.
GGCUAUUUUGAGGUCUACUUGUCACAGCUGUUGUCUCUGUGCCCCUACCCUCUACUCCUCCCCUCUUCUCUUCCAUUCUGGUCUGUUUUCCCCUUCUCAUUCUGCCAUGUCCGUUAGAAUGGAGAGCCAUUUGCCGAUGUCGGAGGCUACCCCCAGCCAGAGCGUUGCCCCUGCUGUGCGACCUGAGGGUGGGGUUGCUGAGGGGCCCAACACGGACCCUUCAGAGGAUUUCAGCAGGCAACUGGAGGACAUCAUCAGCACGUACCAGACAGAGGCCAGCCCAAUGGAGCCCGAGCAGAUUGAUGAGAGGUCACCUGGUGAGCAGGGCGGGAAUACCACAGUUACCAAGGAAAUAAGCACUAUCAAGGACAAGGACCAGAAGCUGGAGAAGAAGAUGCUCAAAAGCUUGGGAAAAGAGGCCAUGCUGCUGAUGCAGAGCUUGGCCAAACUGAGCUCCCCAGAGGAAAAACUGGAAGCCAUCAUUAAGAAGCAUGCUGAACUGCUGGAGGAGCACAGGUCAGACCAGAAGCAGCUGAAGGUCCUUCAGAAGAAGCUGGUGCAAGUGAUGAAGGAAAAGGACCAACUCCAGGGGGAACACAGCCGGGCAGUGCUGGCUCGCAGCAAGCUGGAGGGCCUCUGCAGGGAAUUACAGAGGCACAACAAGAAUCUCAAGGAGGAGACUCUUCAGAGGUGCCGUGAAGAUGAUCUGAAGCGCAAGGAGAUCACCACUCACUUUCAGAGCACGCUGACUGAUAUCCAGGCCCAGAUCGAGGAGCACAGCGAACGUAACACCAAGUUGUGCAAGGAGAACAGUGAUCUGGCUGAGAAGCUGAAGGACCUUAUUGCCCAGUACGACAAAAGAGAGGCGAAUUUGGAAAAGGUCUUCAAACACCGUGACUUGCAGCAGAAACUGGCUGAGACCAAGCUCGAACAGGCUAACAUGCUUCUGAAGGACAGUGACGAAAAACACAAGAUUGAAAAAGAGCAUCUAUUGAAGCAAUUAGCUGAGUGGAAGCUACAGGCCAAACUUCUGAAGGAGCAGGAGGGCGAGAUGAAGGCACAGCUCAAUCUCUACUCUGAGAAAUUUGAUGAAUUCCAGGGUACUGUAUCCAAAAGCAAUGGUGUGUAUGCCACCUUCAAACAGGACCUAGACAAGAUGGCAAAGAAGAUGAAGAAACUGGAAAAAGAAGCAAAUUCCUGGAAGUCAAGGUUUGAGGGGUGUAACAAGACACUCCUGGAUAUGGUUGAAGAGAAAACGCUGAGAGAUAAAGAAUUUGAGGUCUUCACCAUAAAGACCCAGAAGUUGGAGAAGCUGUGUCGAGCCCUGCAAGAGGAGAGGAAGGACCUGCUGCUGAAGCUCCAGGGGGCCCAGGAAACCCAACAGUUGGAUACAGAAGUGAAAGUAGAUGCAAAUCAGGCAGAGGCGAGAGUCGAGGAAGGGGUAACCCUAGCAGAGACUCCCACCGAGACGCCCCUGACUAAAGAGCUGGCCAGUCUGAAAGCCCAGCAAGCCCGACUGCAGGAGAUUGCCACCUCAUUUGUGGUCUCACACGUGUUAAAGGAGGACCCAGAACCCAGUGAACAUGCUGAAUUCCCGCAGGCCCCCCAAAACACAACAGCCUCCAAAAAUUCCCACUCAGCAACCCCUGACAAAAACCCAGCAGAACUGAGCACCAGCCUGCCAACUCCCUCUGAGGAAAACACAGAAAAUCUGAGAAUCAGUGACAUGGAAUCAGUCGACUAAAGCAAAUGUGCCUGUAGGAAUAAGUAUGCUAUUCAAAUACCAGUUUUGCCCUUCACUGUGACCAACACAUUUAAGCAAAUGUAACCUUUUUUCUGAUUGAUCUCAUAUUUUUUGUUGAUUUCUAGUUUAGCAGCUAAGACUUAAACAAUAUUUCCCUGAUCAGUCAUCAGAGUUGUGGUGAAAAUACAAGGCAGAAAGAUUAAAUGGAUCCCUUAAUUAGUAAUCCACAGUUUCAAUAUUUAAUUUUGUUACCCAGUGAUAGUAUCUUUAGCGCAGUGGCCAGCUGAAGAAUGCAACAGGCAAAUGAUUUACCAGGAAUGAACAAAAACUCUGUGUUAAGUAAUCGAAAUGUGGAACAGGAUUUUAAAAAAUACAUUAUUCAUUGUCACUGUUCUAAUUUCUAAUAAAGAUUGAUGCAGCAUACUUAUUGCAA